AUGGAACCAGCUGUGGAGGUUCAGUCAGGUCCUGAACCAGAGACCUGCUCUAGUUCUGACAGCCAUGAAGACCUCCGCUCCACUCAGGAGGAAUCUUAUGAUGGAGAGUCAGGGAGUGAUACGAACCCCCAGAAACACACCACCCACCAGCUGGACCGGAACCAAGACCGUGUUAACUCCAGAACCACCGCUGAGGUCAAUUCUUUGGUUUGCGCCUCCAUUCCUCUUGGGGAAAAACGUGAUCACGCAGACUUUACCUCAAACCCCCUCACGCUGACCCCAAUCUGCAGCCUGCCCCCUGCUUCCAGCACCGACUCCUCCACCCCUGCAAGUCCUCUUUCUGACCAUGACCCUCAGCCAGGUCAAACGGGUCAUGACCUCUUUGAGUAUCCCUCCUCCUCCUCCUCCUCCUCCUCCUCCCCCGGAUUGGCACCGGCUCCUCCACCACCCAGGAAGGAGUACCCUAGGUGGAGCCCGGUGCUGAGCCGGCAGAGGAGUGGGGAACUGCCUCUCAGAGAGAACUCGCCAGAGCCAGCGUCUGCAGGGCAAGACUCCGACAGGGAGAGCCUGUCAGAGAAACAACAGAAGGAAGCCAAGUCUAAAUGUAAACGCAUCGCUCUGCUCUUGACUGCUGCACCAAACCCCAGAAGCAGAGGGGUGUUGAUGUUCAAGAAGCGCCGGCAAAGGGUCAAAAAGUAUACACUUGUGAGCUACGGGACGGGAGAAACUGAGCUUGCCAACGAGGAAGACAAAUACACGUACAAAGGCAUCAGAUUUCCUCUUUCAGCAAGCAGUGACUCUGAGUUUGAGGACGAGUUCUCUUUUAAUGCUCACGGCCAAGGAUUUGCUUUGAACUUGAACAGUUUGGACUGGCACUGUAGACAAGCCGGCGUAGAGAGAGCGGGUAACUGUGAAGAGAUGGAGCAUCUUCCAGAAACCAAAGGCAAAGGGGUGUUGAUGUUUGCCCAGCGGCGUCAAAGGACCGACGAGAUCGCUGCACAGCAUGAGGAGAUGAGGAGCAAGGGCUUACCGGUGGAAGCGUUCGAAGAAUCCAGACCGGUUCAGCGCAUGAAAUCGUUUACACCUGAGCCGAGCGUUCCAGAUCAGGCCUACGUGGACGUCCAUGUCAAGCAACAAACGCAGCUCCAGGAGGAGCAUCACCAUCAACAGCAUCACAAUCAGCAGCAAUACCAACAACAAACGUUUCCGCAACCAGCCAAUGGACUGAAUGAUGUCGACGCCCUCCAAUCCAAAGGUCUUGUGCCUAACCGAACAGCCAAGCCGUUUCUAAGCGGCCUGAAUCGAGCACCAGCCCCCUAUUCUCCCAUCAGGGGUGUAACCAGCCCGCCACCAAAGAAACCCGAAAAUAUCUUCAAAGUUCCCGUUCCUGUGAACACAACCCCUCAGGUCUGGUCUCCCACGGGAGACAUCAUUGCCUCUCGUGAUGAGCGUAUUGCAGUCCCUGCCAUCAAAACUGGGGUCAUGCCAGAUUCCAAAAGGAGAGGAGGAAACAAGGCUCCGACUGACUCUAAAGAACUACACAAGGGGAACACCCAGCAAAGAAAGUCUUUUGUUGAGAGUGGUGCAGAAGAGGAUUACCUGAGUCUUGGGGCUGAAGCUUGUAAUUUUAUGCAAGCUCCAACCAUCAGGCACAAGCACCCUCCUCCUGUUGCUCCUAAACCAGCAAUCAACCCUGCCUGUCCACCGUGGUCCGCAGAAGGUCAUGCACGUGCCCCUCGGAGUCCGAUUCCCGCAUCAGAUGCAGCUCCUGCUCCAUCUCCAGCUCAGGACUACUCAGCACCGCAGCAGAACUGGGCUCCACCUCAACCCGUAUCCAAGCCCUGGACACCAUCUCCCACCCCGGCACAACACCAGCAACCUGUGGCUAGCUGGGCACCCACCUCCAACCAGCCAACACCAUAUCAGCCUAUCUGGAGCCCAGAACCACAGCCGAACCCAGUGAGUAUCCAGACCCGUAGUGCACCCCAGGUAGCUCCCACUCACUCAAAAGUCCCAUGGACUAAAACCCAAUAUGAUCGCAACUCUGUGACCUCCUGCCCACCCCAACGUGGCACCUCAUACUUCCACGCAUCCAAAGCUCCAACUGCUUCUCCAAAGGGGUAUGCCUCUGAUGCAGGUGCGUGCCAACCCUCCGAUGGGCCAAACUUCAAGGGGAGAGGCGCAGAGCUGUUUGCACGGAGACAGUCCCGUAUGGAGAAGUUUGUGGUGGAUGCUGAAACUGUGCAGGCCAAUAGGGCCAGAUCCCCAUCCCCCACUCAUUCGAUGCCAAGCACGUGGAAAUACUCGUCCAACAUCCGAGCUCCACCUCCAGCUUCCUACAACCCCAUUCUGUCCCCUUUCUACCCCCCAGCUGCACUUAAACAACCCCCUGCAACUAGCCCCAAGUUGUUGUCCAAAGCCAACAAGGAGAAACCCAAACCUGCCCCCAAACAUCUCAACGUCCUGGAUGUCAUGAAACACCAACCCUACCAACUGGAUGCUUCCCUCUUUACGUAUAACUCCAUCCCAGAGAUCAAAAGCCCCAGCUCCCCCGUCCCUCCAGCAGAACCAAAGCGUGGUCCUGGUCACGCCCCUGCUCAUAUAAAAACCCAUUCCCCUGCCGGUGAUCCCUCUCCUACAUUCGCCCCAUCCCCCAUCCCUUCAUCCGGGACUGCCCAACCAAACCUGGCUUCUCCUGCUAAGCCAUCCGGACCGGUGUUUGGCAGAAGUCGCUCUCUGUCCUUGCCCAGGAGACUGUCCUCCAUGUCUUCCCCAGCCCUGCUGCCCUCCAUGUCCUCUUCUGGCUACAACCCACCCCAAGGCCCAUACGAGCGGCAGGGUUCCUGGCUCGACCAGCCCAACAAAUCUCCCAGUCCAUGGGAAGCAGCGGCUCGGAGUCCCCUGGGGCUGGUGGAUGAAGCGUUCGCCUUCCAGAACAUUCCACCGCCCACCGCCCCCCACGUCAGGCCAGCCGCUCAUCGGAAGUCCCUGCCGGAGCCUCCCACGGAAGGAUGGAAGCGCAGGGUGUCGUUUGAGCCCAUUGUCUCCCCCCAGGCCACAGUCCCCACCCUGGCCUUCACGCCCGCUGCCGAACCCACUCCGGUCCCAGCGAUUAAGUCCCCCUCCAAAACCAUACCAUCCUCACCAGUGCCAACUUCCGAUCAGCAGCCUGUCUAUGGGCCCCCCUUCAAACCGGCCCAGCCCCUGUGGUCCAACGACAAGAUCUCUGGGACACGCUCCCUCCCAAGAGGUAUCUCUCUUCACUCACCAAGCACGGCGUCACCCAAGGAGAGCUGGAUGUGA
Molecule: messenger RNA, 3303 nt
Organism: Chanos chanos (milkfish)
Lineage: Eukaryota; Metazoa; Chordata; Actinopteri; Gonorynchiformes; Chanidae
Gene: synpo2b
Product: synaptopodin 2b
Exons: 4
Coding region: 1-3303 (1100 amino acids)
Biological process (GO): positive regulation of actin filament bundle assembly
Cellular component (GO): Z disc; nucleus; actin cytoskeleton
Molecular function (GO): actin binding
Source: RefSeq, a predicted model, not a curated record